CCGUAUCAUUUCAUUAAAUAUGACUUUCUCUUAAAUUCGAUUAUGCAUGCUUUGUUUAUAUUUAAAGCUUUGCACGAACAUUUUCCAUGCAGAUGAAAAUGAAAGGGAGCUUGAGUCACCUGUUGAUUGUUACAGUUUCUUUAUGGGUUAAGGUAUCAACCGCAAAUGAUGCACUAAAAUUAAAAAAACUAAAUGAAGAUCUAAUCAAAGCGAUUGCUGAGGCAAAUGCUGGCACCAAGUAUGGUGUGGGAUGGGUUCCGAAUCUGGGAAAAGCUCUCGAGGAAGUCCACACUACGUCCUCAAAACGGUGUUUCAUCCUUUUGGCGCUGGUGGGGCUGUUGUUGUCUGAGAACUGCCCGAGUCCAGCAUACGAGUAUUCCUAUGAAUAUGAGUAUAGAUAUGAAACAGAUCCUUCGACAACCACAACUAAAAAACCAACUACCACUACCACCAAAAAAACCACCGCAACCACCACCACUACUACUAAAAAACGGAAAACUAAAAAACGCACCACUAAAAAAACCACCACACAAGAACCACGUGCUCCACCACCAUCCUUAACUUUAAACUUAAAUGUAUCCCUUCAUAUAUACCCGUAUCCGAUGGAUCAAAUUUUCCCACCAGGAAUGUACAAUAUGUAUGAAAAUGGAGCUUACUUCCCAUUUUGCUAUCAGCGGAAGUGCCCAUUGGAUUGCUCCCAACCCUAUUGCUAUCCGUGCGUCAUGCCCAAUUGUGAUCCUGUGUGCAUGCCCCCCAAAUGCUAUCCGCCUUGCGAUCCCCCCCACUGCCAUCUAAUGCCGAACUGCUAUGGCAGUGAUUGCCCAGAUCCCUGCAUCUACCCAGAGUGUAUUAGCGGUGACUUUUUUGGAUCGAAACUUAGAACCUGCAUCGAACCUCACUGUCCACCGCCUCUCAAAUGCAGAAAGCCGAUGUGUCCUAAGCUUAUAAAAAAGGGGAAGCUACAACGAUCCAGGAAUAAAAUAAAAUCACGUUCCGGGAGGAGGACUAAAGGUGAAAAAAUAAAGAAAAAAAGGAGAAAAAAGUCCAACUGUGCUGUCCAAAGCGCUGUAGAUUAUAGUUGGUGGGGAUGACCCUCCCUUUGGAGCUUGGUAGGACUUUACAAAAUACAUUAAACAGGAUCAUUUAUAAUCCUUUGAAAAAUUUUUUAUAUUUGACCUUAUAAUCAAAUAUAUAUUUGUCUAGAGUUU
Drosophila ananassae is the source of this 1208-nucleotide messenger RNA. RefSeq lists its product as uncharacterized. The record is from RefSeq and is a predicted model, not a curated record. The coding region runs from base 87 to 1091 and encodes 334 amino acids. The transcript has 2 exons. Lineage: Eukaryota; Metazoa; Arthropoda; Insecta; Diptera; Drosophilidae.